AUGAUCGACUCAGGAUCGGUCGCCUGGAUGAUCGUUGCAACGGCGCUCGUGUUGUUCAUGACGCCGGGGCUCGCUUUUUUCUACGGCGGAUUGGUGCGCGGCAAGAAUGUCAUCAGCACCAUCAUGUACAGCUUCAUUUCGAUGGGGGUGGUCAGCAUCGUGUGGCUCCUUUGGGGCUACAGCCUCGCGUUCGGAACGGCGGCUGACGAAGCAGCCACGGGUAUUAACAACCUGAUCGGCAACUUCGACUUCAUCGGUUUCAGGGAUGUGAGCGCGUCCGAGGGAGACGGCAUCCCGGACAUGCUGUUCGCCACCUUCCAGAUGAUGUUCGCCAUUAUUACGCCGGCCCUUAUUACCGGCGCUUUCGCUGAGCGGUUCAAGUUCAGCACCUACCUGAUAUUCCUUGUGCUGUGGGUCACGUUUGUGUACGUGCCCAUUUGCCACUGGGUGUGGGCAGGGGACGGAUGGAUCCUCGGUAUCGGGGCUGCCGACUUUGCCGGUGGCACGGUGGUCCACAUCAACGCCGGUGUCGCGGCGAUAGCAGCCGCUUACCUGGUGGGCAAGCGCCGCAACGUGGAGCGCGGAGUCGAACCGCACAACGUCCCGUUUGUGGUCCUUGGCGCGGCGAUCCUCUGGAUCGGUUGGUUUGGAUUCAACGCAGGGUCCGGCCUGGCCGCUGACGGAGUAGCUGUCAACGCGUUCCUGGUGACGAAUAUGGCCGCCGCUGUAGCCGCCGUUACGUGGGGGAUCAUCUCCUACGUCCAGACCGGGAGGAUGAGCGCCGUUGGGGUUGCCAGCGGAGCGGUUGCAGGCCUGGUGGCGAUUACGCCCGCGGCCGGCAGCGUCGGUCCGAUGGGCUCGCUCGCCGUUGGCCUGGGCGCAGGGGUGUUCUGCUACGUCGCAGUGCAACUCCGCCACAGAUUCAAGAUCGACGAUGCACUAGAGGUGUUCGCUGUACACGGUGUGGGCGGCAUCUGGGGCGCAAUCGCUACGGCAAUCUUUGCGGUCGGCGGUGUUGGGCUGAUAGACGGCGAUGCGAAUCUGCUCUGGGCCAACUUCAGAGCGGUCGUCGCAACGAUUGGCUGGUCGCUGAUCGUGACCACAAUUAUCCUGCUGGCGUUGGACAAGAUUCCCGGCCUCGGUUUGCGUGCCGAAACCGUUGAAGAAGACACUGGGCUGGACUUGUCUAUGCACGGUGAACGGGCCUACGUAGCAGACGGCGCUGACUAG
This is a messenger RNA of Geodia barretti, 1230 nucleotides long. NCBI's taxonomy places the organism in Eukaryota, Metazoa, Porifera, Demospongiae, Tetractinellida, Geodiidae. The record is from the annotation of a GenBank genome assembly.